Molecule: messenger RNA, 1362 nt
Organism: Hyaloscypha bicolor E
Lineage: Eukaryota; Fungi; Ascomycota; Leotiomycetes; Helotiales; Hyaloscyphaceae
Product: FAD dependent oxidoreductase
Exons: 2
Coding region: 1-1362 (453 amino acids)
Molecular function (GO): sarcosine oxidase activity; proline dehydrogenase activity; flavin adenine dinucleotide binding
Source: RefSeq, a predicted model, not a curated record
AUGUCUCCCCCCUCCCAUCCCACAUCAAUUCUCAUCCUCGGCUCCGGCGCCUUCGGCCUCUCCACUGCCCUCGCCCUCACAGCUCGCCCCUGUUUCACCAACACCCGCAUAACACUCUUAGACCGCAGUCCCUUCCCCUCACCAGACGGUUCCUCCAUCGACACCUCACGGAUAAUCCGUGCCGACUAUAGCGACCCUUCCUACGCCUCUCUCGCUGCCUCCGCGCAAUCCCUCUGGCGCCAACAAGGCCCUUCUGAGCUCGGAGGAGAAGGACGAUAUUCAGAAUGCGGGUUGGUGCUCGUAGCAGACAAGGGGCGACAAGGAGAGAGAUACGUGCAAGAAAGUCUCGAAAACGUGAGAAAGAUCUCAGGGCAGGAAGGGGAGGGUACAAUACGGGAAUUGAAGAAUCGGAAAGAGAUCGACGAAGCUGUUGGGACCGGUGGGGGCUCAGGAGAUUGGGGAUACGUCAACACGUCCUCUGGGUGGGCAGACGCAGAAGAGGGAAUGAAGUGGAUGCGUCGACGCGCUGAAGCUACAAACCGCAUCUCCUUUGUCGUCGGCGAAGCAACUUCCCUUCUUAAAAACGGGAACAAGGUCCUCGGCGCCACUCUCAAAGACGGCUCCACCCUAAAAGCAGAGUUCACCAUCGUCGCAACAGGCGCUUGGACAGGGAAACUCAUCGACCUCCGCGGCCGCGCUACGGCUACAGGACAGGUUCUUUGCUACCUCGACUUAACAGAGCAGGAGCAGGAACGCCUAGGGAAAAUGCCGGUUUUGCUUAACAUGAGUACGGGGAUGUUCAUCAUCCCUCCCAAGAACCGCGUCUUAAAGAUAGCUCGCCACAGCUACGGAUACGCCAAUCCGGUUUCAAUUCCUCACCCGUCCCCGUCCCCGUCCCCAUCCUCUUCGGGAGAGAGGAUCGAAGUCAGUGUCCCGAGAACCGCUCUGGAUGAUAAGCAGCUCUGGGUCCCGCGCGAAGGCGAACUCGCCUGCCGUCAAGCGCUACGGGAGAUGAUCCCUGAGUUGGGCGAGAGGAAGUUUAGCAAGAGUAAGAUCUGUUGGUACACCGACACGCCCUCCGGAGACUUCUUAAUUGACUAUCACCCCGAACACGAGGGGUUGUUUUUAGCGACGGGAGGCUCUGGGCACGGAUAUAAGUUUUUGCCGGUUAUUGGGGAGAGGAUUGUGGAUGUUGUAGAAGGGAAACAUGGGGGGUGGGAGGGCGUGGAAAGGGAGCUGAGGGGGAAGUGGAAGUGGCGGGAGGAGAAGGUUGACAAGGUUGUUACGGAGGAUGGGUCACGGGGCGGUAGACCGGGGAUGGUGCUUGAUGAGGAGUUGAGGAAGGGGAUCUAUCGUGCUUGA